Molecule: messenger RNA, 921 nt
Organism: Elephantulus edwardii (Cape elephant shrew)
Lineage: Eukaryota; Metazoa; Chordata; Mammalia; Macroscelidea; Macroscelididae
Gene: ANKRD23
Product: ankyrin repeat domain 23
Exons: 9
Coding region: 1-921 (306 amino acids)
Molecular function (GO): protein binding
Source: RefSeq, a predicted model, not a curated record
AUGGACUUCAUCAGCAUUCAGCAACUGGUAAGUGGAGAGAGAGGCGAAAGUAAAGUGUUAGGAUACGGACAUGGCAUUCCUGAUCCUGGAGGCUGGCCUGGGGACUGGAAGCUGAGACCUCAUGAGGCCAUGGCCCGGGAAAGGCAGAGACUGGAAGAUGAGAAGAAGAAGAAGAAACUUGAACGAUUCAACAGCUCUAGACUCAACCUGGAGAACCUCAUGGACUUGGAAAAUUUGGUUCAAAGACGAAGAAAACGACUGAAACGAAGAGUCCCCCCCAGGGAACAUGAGCCCGUGGUUAAGCUGCAUCCCCAGGUCCAGCUAGAGCCUGUGGACCUGGAGAUGUUCCUGAAAGCAGCUGCUGAGAACCAGGAGGCUGUGAUUGACAAGUACCUGGCAGACGGAGGAGACCCUGACGCCCACGACAAGCUUCAUCGCACGGCUUUACAUUGGGCCUGUCUGAAGGGUCAUUCCCAGCUCGUAAACAAGCUGUUGGAGGCAGGAGCUAGUGUGGACGCUCGGGACUUGCUGGACAGGACACCAGUGUUCUGGGCCUGCUGGGGAGGACACCUUGACAUCCUCAAACAGCUGCUUAACCAGGGAGCCCAGGUCAAUGCCUGGGACAAGAUCCGGAGUAGCCCUCUCCAUGUGGCAGUGCGGACAGGGCACUGUGACUGCCUGGAGCACCUCAUUGCGUGUGGAGCCCACAUCAAUGCACAGGAUAAGGAAGGAGACACAGCCCUUCACGAGGCUGUGCGUCACGGCCACUACAAAGCCAUGAAGAUACUGCUGCUGUACGGAGCCCAGCUGAGCAUGCAGAACUCGGCAUCCAUGACCCCAGUGCAGCUGGCAAGAGACUGGCAGCGGGGCAUCCGAGAGGCACUGCAGGCCCAUGUGGGGCACCCUCGAACACGGUGCUGA